CAGAGAUAAAGUGAGACAAGUUCCUCAAGCAGCCAACACACAGAUGCAGAAAAUAUAAUACUCUCUAGAGAGAGAGAGUGGGAGAGAGAAAGAGAGAGAUGGGGCGGGCUCCUUGCUGUGAUAAGGCAAAUGUGAAGAAGGGGCCAUGGUCGCCUGAAGAAGAUGCAAAACUUAAGGAGUUCAUCGAGAAACAUGGUACUGGUGGAAAUUGGAUUGCUCUUCCUCAAAAAGCUGGUCUGAGAAGAUGUGGAAAGAGCUGCAGAUUGAGGUGGCUGAAUUAUCUGAGGCCUAACAUUAAGCAUGGCGAAUUUUCUGAUGAAGAAGACAGAAUCAUUUGUACGCUGUACGCAAGCAUUGGAAGCAGGUGGUCAAUCAUAGCUUCUCAGUUACCAGGGAGGACAGACAACGAUAUCAAGAACUACUGGAACACGAAGCUGAAGAAGAAACUCAUAGGAAUAAUCCCGUCAGGCCAGGGAAAAUUUUCACAGCCGUUCCCAGGAAACCUUCAACCCCCACAAACAUUACAUCCUCAUCAGUUCCCUCUAUCAGGCCUAUCUCAGUUGUACAACUCAUUUUACAGUCAUGCUGCUACAAAUAAAUCUCUCACCGGCCCCAUUGAGCCCAUUUCAGCCCCGCAAAGCUUUCUCUACUGCAACAAUAACAAUUAUAACUUUCCAUUCUUUACUAGUAGUCAAUCUUCUAAUUGUAAUUAUCAGGGAAACCAGGAUCAGGGUUUGGUGGAUUUGCAGUGUAAUUAUCCACUGAGAGAGAAUAUGCUCAUGUUUGGGGGAAAUGAAAACAGCUGUUCUUCAUCUGACGGGAGCUGCAGCCAGAUCAGCUAUGGCGGCAAAGAUCAUGUGAAACAGGAAGAAAUGGGAGGUUUCCAGGGUUUCAUGAUCUCAAAUGGGCUGGAUGGAAAUCACAAGUUCAUGCUUCACUGUGGGAAGAUUAAUCAGGUAGACGAAGAUGAUCACCAUCAUCAUCAUGGGGAUCCAUUGAUGAGUUCGUUUCUUGAUGAUCAUGAUCAGAAGGCAAAUGGCGUUGUACUGAAAAACAGUGAAUUAGAGUAUGAUCUUGAGGAAGUUAAGCAGCUGAUUAGUAGCGGUGGCGAUAGCAAUAAUUUCUUGUACAAUGAUGAAAACAAGACGCAUGAGAAGGGGAUGUACUACUUCUGAUUGGAAACUGAGUGUAAGUAAAGUAAGUACAAUCUCAAAGAUUUGAAGGGGCAUGGCAUUGUGGGAGUGGGGGUAAAAAGAGAUUUGCAGUUUCUGGGAUUUUGUGUUUUGAUGGGAAUUUGAACCGAAAUAUUUUUUCUUUUAAUUGACAGUACGUACAUAGUAAUCAAAUUGCUCUUUCCUUUGUGCAA
This is a messenger RNA of Sesamum indicum (sesame), 1366 nucleotides long. Its product is annotated as transcription factor MYB8. The record is from RefSeq and is a predicted model, not a curated record. NCBI's taxonomy places the organism in Eukaryota, Viridiplantae, Streptophyta, Magnoliopsida, Lamiales, Pedaliaceae.